GGUUGACUGUGCGGAGUGGGCGGUGUCACUGCCUUGACUGACAGUUUAUGUAAUGAGCCGCGCAGUGCAAGUCUAUAUAUCUGGGAGGAGACACACUACGGUUCAUUCACUAGUAAUAAGGCGAGUGAUGAACGUCCGUGGCGCACUGACGCACCUACUUCAGCACCAAAACAAGCACUGAGCCGCGCGCGCACAGCGGAGUGACCAUUGUGGAGUACAGUACCAUGCAAGGAGAGGACGCCUGCUGACAGACGGACAGAGAGACAGACAGACAGAGAGACAGGCGGACGCACGGCUGUGGAUAUUAGUCUUCCCUCACCUUUGGAUAACUUGGAGAUUGGAGGCGCUUUCUCUGGACGCUUUUGACGCACAGCAACGAGGAGCUACGGGAGAACUCCCCCGUUAAGGAUUUACUUGUUUUUAGAUUUUGUCCCCCCUGCUGUUUCCCCCGAUUUGUUUACCUCUGUGUAAAAACACUUUGGAAUAGAAAGCUUCUGCUGUGUUUUUUUGGCUGGUGACGCGGCUGCCCUGGAGAAGCGAGAAGGAUGGCAGCUUGGUUCACCUUUACCAUUGCGUUCAGCACCACGUUGAUAACACAGGUGUUUGGAUCCGGAGUUUUUGAGCUGGAUCUGCACGAAUUUAAAAACCACAAAGGUUUGCUGGCUAGCGGGAGCGCGUGCAAGCCCAACUGCAGGACUUAUUUCAGAAUUUGCUUGAAGAACUAUCAGGCUGUGGUCUCGCCAGGUGACUGCAUCUUUGGAAGUACAAUGACACCAGUGCUGGGGACAAACUCUUUCAGCGCCAAGGACAGUGGCACUUUACCAAGACCGAUUCAGAUACCGUUCGACUUUGGGUGGCCGGGGUCAUUUUCAUUAAUAAUUGAAGCCUGGCAUUCACCUUAUGGAAACCUACCUGUAGAUACCAACAACACAGACUUUUUGAUUAGCUUUUUUGCCGUCCAACGACAGCUAGGUGUUGGGACUGACUGGGCUCAGUAUACGCAGAGUGGGAAGCAGACAGAGCUGAGGUAUUCAUACCGCUUAAUCUGCAACGACAGUUACUACGGCGAAAGUUGUUCCAUGAAAUGCACGCCAAGGGACGACCGUUUUGGCCACUACACUUGCACCCGCGAUGGGCAGUUAUCCUGUCUGCCCGGCUGGAAAGGGAUAUACUGCGAAGAACCGAUCUGUCUAGAGGGCUGCAGCGAGAGGAACGGAAACUGCUCCAGACCCGGCGAGUGUGUCUGCAGAGAUGGCUGGCAGGGCACAUUCUGUGACGAGUGUAAGAAGUACCCGGCCUGUAAGCACGGUACCUGCCAGCUGCCAUGGCAAUGCAACUGUCAGGAGGGCUGGGGAGGCCUAUUAUGUGACCAAGAUCUCAACUUCUGCACCCAUCACCAUCCUUGCGUGAAUGGCGCCACCUGUAUGAACACAGGCCAGGGAAGCUAUACAUGCACAUGCCUGCCAGGGUUCACAGGGGUCAACUGUGAGCUGGAGAUGCAGGAGUGUGACAGCAACCCCUGCAGGAACGGAGGGAUAUGCACAAAUUUGGAGAGCAGCUACAUGUGCUCAUGUCCUCAGGGUUUUGAGGGCUCCCACUGUGAACACAGCCUGCUUACAUGUGCCGAUUCCCCCUGCUUCCACAGUGGCAAGUGCUGGGAGAAGGACAAUGGCCGCAGCUACAUGUGCGAGUGUCCCCGUGGUUACACCGGACUCAACUGUGAGAAGAGAGUGGACAAGUGCACGUCGCUUCCCUGUGCUAAUGGUGGUCUCUGUCUGAUCCAUAACAGCAUGCGAAUGUGCAGCUGCCGAGCAGGAUUUACAGGCCAGCGUUGUGAAAUCAACAUCAAUGAGUGCGCCGGAAACCCCUGCCUCAAUGGAGGCACCUGCCAAGACCGAAUCAACGACUACUCCUGCACCUGUCCUGCAGGUUAUGGUGGACGAAACUGUGACAGAGUCCUGGAUGAGUGUUCCCUACACCCUUGCCUCAACGGGGGCAUUUGCACUGGCGGUGGUGGGCCAGGCAAACCUCCUGCUACCUGCAUCUGCAACCCUGAAUACACUGGGCCCCGCUGUGAGUCCUUCGCCGCCGUAACUUCUCCUGUCACCAACCGAGACAUCCAAGAUGGCUUCCAGUGGGCGGCGAUUUCUCUGGCUGUGGGGUUGGUGGCGUUGCUGGUGCUGUUGUGCAUGGUGGGCCUGGCUUUGCGGCACAUCCACAGGCAAGCCCAGAGGGAGACAGGAGACGCAGAGACUAUGAAUAAUCUGUCCAAUUUCCAGAGGGAUAACGUGAUCCCAGCGUCGCAGCUGAAAAACACCAACCAGAAAAUCGGCCUGGAGGUGGACUGUGAUUCCGAGAAAUCGAACUUUAUCCAUAAAAACUAUCACUUGGACUCGUACAACUCAAAAUCAAAGGAGUUCAAGGAUGAAAAGUCACAAGAAGAUAAAAGUCUUAUUUAUGACAAGUGUUUAGAAGAUAAAAUGCCCUUAAGUAGAAUGUACAGUGAAAAGCCAGAGUGUAGGAUAUCAACAAUAUGUUCCUCAAGAGACUCCAUGUACCAGUCGGUAUUUGUUAUAGCAGAGGAACGGAGGGAAUGCGUCAUAGCAACUGAGGUAUAAACUGUGAGGGAUCUGAAAGCAAGGGGACGAAGGAAAAAGAUACAAUCGAGGAACACAAUACAGAACAGAACACAAUAUUCUGGAUUGUUUACAAAUGCCGAGAAGAGACUGGAGAUUGUUUUAGAUGUCCACUGCUGCUCUGGAACACUUGAGAACUGGAAAGGGCAGAAAAACUCUGCUCCGCAAAAACAGAACAGGACUGAGAAACUCUAUGUUGACCGAGUGUGUGUAUGCAAAAACAUGUACAGUGAAGGACCUCUCUCUCUUAGUUGUGACAAUGGUUGAACGGAGUGGCGGAAAAAGACUGACGACACGACGUGUGAAGACUAACAGAGCAUCGGGAAAAAUAUUAAUUUAUAAAUUCAGCCAUCCUGGACAGUAAAAUGAGGCGCAGGUGGAUGAUUGCCCCUCAUACCAGCCUUGUGUGAUAAUCAUGAUGACUUUGACAGCCAACCAAUCAGUUAAAAUGGUGCCUAAUAUGAGAUGUGAACGCCCCCCCACCCCAAACCAACCACCGCACCACCCCGCACACAUGCGCACACACUCCUGCCAGCUUCGCCUGCUAUGCAAGACUCAGGGUCGAGACGAGUGCACUCGCCCACCGUCACAAUCCAACCUCACAAACACUGAGAGCUAUGAAUGUCUGAAACUAAUCUUCAACAGUCAAUCACGUGAAAAUGACUGGUUGGAUUUUUCCAUGCAAUGGUGAAGAUUGUAUGCAGCCCAAAUUCACUAGAAGCCUUAAAUGCAGGGGUUAGAAUGCUAAAUUUGUGCCCUUUUCUGUCCUUGGAUCAAAAAAAAAAAAAACAACAGCGGGGGGGAACAAAAAAACCCUUUUCAAUCAACAGCGAUUUGAAGACAAAACAAGAACAACAAGAACAAGAACGCAAUAGCCACUGCUGUGCCAGCAAGAUCCAAAAGAAGGGAAAAGUGUGCAUAGAAAUGCAUUUUUAUGCAACCCAAUGGAGAAAAACAAAGCGGAAAGACUGUCACGCCACUGCCUGCCUAUACGUUUCAAAACUACAGAACCAAUAAUGUAAUUUUUUAAAAUUAUUAUUUCCAGAGUUUAAUUUAAUGACACACUGCUCUUUAUAUGUUUUAUAAUAUUAUUUUGUAUAUAAUGCAUAUUUAUAAGGACCAAACUUCUGAAGAAUAAAACUUCCUUGGAAAUUGUUUUUAAUUUGAUGUCAGUAAAAGAAAAUUAUUUUUGAGGUGUUUUUAAAUAAUGAAAUUGAGUACAAA
Molecule: messenger RNA, 3860 nt
Organism: Solea solea (common sole)
Lineage: Eukaryota; Metazoa; Chordata; Actinopteri; Pleuronectiformes; Soleidae
Gene: dll4
Product: delta-like 4 (Drosophila)
Exons: 11
Coding region: 546-2618 (690 amino acids)
Biological process (GO): Notch signaling pathway; cell communication; heterophilic cell-cell adhesion
Cellular component (GO): protein-containing complex; plasma membrane
Molecular function (GO): calcium ion binding
Source: RefSeq, a predicted model, not a curated record